AUGGCACCUGAGUAUGUAAUACAUGGACACUUCUCUGUUAAAUCAGAUGUCUACAGCUUUGGUAUCCUAAUUUUGGAAAUCAUAAGUGGUCAGAAAACUUAUAAUUUUCAAAAUGGGGAGAGUGGGGACGACCUCAUAAACUGUGUUUGGAAAAAUUGGCACCAAGAAACAGUUACAAAUAUAAUAGAUCCUGCAUUGAGGACUUCUUUAGGAUCCAUGCGUGAUGUUAUGAGAUGUAUCCACAUUGGUUUGUUAUGUGUUCAAGAAAAUGCAGCUGAUCGACCUACAAUGGGAUCGGUGGUUCUCAUGCUCUCUAGCUUUUCCUUAACUCUACCAGUACCUUCACAACCUGCAUUUUUCAUGUCAGGUAGCUUUCCUCCAGAAAUUUCAAUUCUUCACGAGACUCAUUCAUCCAAAGAUCAAUUAGAUAAUACUACUCCUUUAUCAACGAAUGAGGCCUCGAUGAGUGAGUUAUAUCCACGAUAACUUCCAAGAAGAUGCAUAUCCAUUAUAACAAGACAUUUUUUAGUUACUUAUGUUCUUAUUUGAAUGUACUUAUCUUGUAAGCAGAUUUAUUCUCUUUACUUGAUUUGUAUCGGUGUGGUUUUUGGUAGUGUAUUCCCAUGUGAAUAACACGAUAUCUAUGGGUAACUUUCUUCGUGGCUUCGAGUGGGAUUCUAGGACUCUUCUAGCGGAGCUACCUUGUGUGUUAUUGGGUCACAAAUUUGAGUCCUAUAUACUCGACUUUUGGUGCCAAACUUUAUGUUCAUUCAAGCAUUUGAUUCCAUUGUUAUUAAUUGAUUUGAAACUUAAUUUGUGUUUGUUUGAUCAAUUGAAGGUUUUAUCUAAUUCCACAGUUGUAAU
This is a messenger RNA of Olea europaea var. sylvestris, 864 nucleotides long. Its product is annotated as cysteine-rich receptor-like protein kinase 29. Bases 1 to 486 code for a protein of 161 amino acids. Gene Ontology annotation, molecular function: protein kinase activity; ATP binding. Gene Ontology annotation, biological process: protein phosphorylation. The record is from RefSeq and is a predicted model, not a curated record. Lineage: Eukaryota; Viridiplantae; Streptophyta; Magnoliopsida; Lamiales; Oleaceae. The transcript is spliced from 2 exons.